Messenger RNA from Camellia sinensis, 1016 nucleotides. Its product is annotated as OPA3-like protein. Gene Ontology annotation, cellular component: mitochondrion. The record is from RefSeq and is a predicted model, not a curated record. Gene Ontology annotation, biological process: regulation of lipid metabolic process. NCBI's taxonomy places the organism in Eukaryota, Viridiplantae, Streptophyta, Magnoliopsida, Ericales, Theaceae.
GACACAUAACAAGCACAUAUGUGAUGUAAAACCUUGAUUUGCUUUUGACUUGGGCGAUUUCGCUUCGUCGCACGCAUUUUGCUUCUUCUUCAAGAAAAUGGAGCCUCCUAUGAACCUGUCAAACAACAACCAUUCAAUUCGUCCCCUUUCUUUAUUAUUAUUAUUAUUAUGUAGUCUUUUUAUAAUGGUAUUUGUUAGUUCAUUCAAACCAAAGGUCGAACACUUGGUUUGCUGUACAAUUUCAAGAAAUCAAUCACACAAAUACAAAAAAACCCAAUACAUCAAAAAAAGAGUAAAAUGGUUCUUCCUCUAUUAAAGCUCGGCACUCUUGCUUUGAAGACUCUCAGCAAACCCAUUGCCGCUCGCCUCAAGAAAGAGGCUGGCUUGCACCCCAAGUUCCGCCAAUCCAUCAUCAACAUGGCCCAAGCAAACCAUCGGUUCACAACAACAAUUCAAAGAAGCAUCUAUGGUCAUGCAACUAAUGUUGAGAUCCACCCCCUAAAUGAGAAGAAUGCUGUUCAAUCUGCAGUGGACCUUCUUGGGGAAGUCUUCGUCUUUUCGGUUGCAGGAGUUGCCCUUAUCUUUGAGGUGCAGAGAAGUUCUAGAUCAGAAGCUAAAAAGGAGGAACUGCGUAAGCAGGAACUGCAGGGUAUAAGGCUAAGAGAUGAAGAGCUAGCAAGAGAAGUGGAGCUUCUUAAGCAAAAACUUGAAGAGCUCCAACAACUUGCGAGGGGACGAGGACUCGCUGGUGUUUUCAACUUCAGAAAUGCUCACGAUGCUGAAGAUGGCAAGUCAGUAAAGCCAGCUUGAUCUGAUUGUAAGUUUUUCAACUGCAAGUAAUGCAUUAAUGUUGUAAUCAAAUAGUUAACCAUUCAUUGCUAUUGAUUUUGUCAAGCUCUCAACAAGGAAAGCUUUCUUUUUUUUUAUUUCUUUUGACCCUUUGUUAUUCUUUGCUCAUUUGGCUUUACUUGUUCCAUUUGUAAAUGAAAAUAACAAUUGAGGUCCUGUUUCUGUUA